GCGCCGCCGGCCACAUGGUGUCGCGACCUUGUCCGGAGAUGUUCUACGGCGUCCGAUACAACACCACCACAUGUGCUAGCUUGUGCUAAAAUGUGCUCGCAUGUGGUAAUGUGUGCUUAUGUGUGCUAGCCUGUGCUAACGCGUACCAGCCUGUGCUAACCAUGUGUGAAAAUUUGCUAGCAUGUGCUAAUGAGUUAAUGUGUGCAAAAAUGUGCUAGCCUGUGCUAACCAUGUGGGAAUGGUUGCUAGCAUGUGCUAAUGAGUUAAUGAGUGCUAAAAUGUCCUAGCCUGUGCUAACACAUACGAGCCUGUGCUAACUGUGUGUUCAAGUUUGCUAGCAUGUGCUAAUGAGUUAAUGUGUGCUGAAAUGUGCUAGCCUGUGCUAACGCAUACCAGCCUGUGCUAACCAUGUGUUCAAGUUUGCUAGCAUGUGCUAAUGAGUUAAUGUGUGCUGAAAUGUGCUAGCCUGUGCUAAUGCAUACCAGCCUGUGCUAACCAUGUGUUAAAGUUUGCUAGCAUGUGCUAAUGAGUCAAUGUGUGCUGAAAUGUGCUAGCCUGUGCUAACGCGUACCAGCCUGUGCUAACCGUGUGUUCAAGUUUGCUAGCAUGUGCUAAUGAGUUAAUGUGCGCUAAAAUGUGCUAGCCUGUGCUAACGCGUACCAGCCUGUGCUAAGCAUGUGUUCAAGUUUGCUAGCAUGUGCUAAUGAGUUAAUGUGUGCUGACAUGUGCUAGCCUGUGCUAACCUGUACUAGCCUGUGCUAACCAUGUGUAAAAGUUUGCUAGCAUGUGCUAAUGAGUUAAUGUGUGCUGAAAUGUGCUAGCCUGUGCUAACGCAUACAAGCCUGUGCUAAUCAUGUGUUCAAGUUUGCUAGCAUGUGCUAAUGAGUCAAUGUGUGCUAAAAUGUGCUAGCCUGUGCUAACGUGUGCUAACCGUGUGGAAAAGUGUGCUGGCAUGUGCUGACGAGUUAAUGCGUGCUAAAAUGUGCUAGCGCGUGCUAGCCUGUGCUAACCGUGUGUGCGUGCAGAUAGCGUGUACAGGAAGUGCCUGGCCAACGGGACGUGGGCGGCGAAGGGGAACUACUCCAUGUGCCAGGCCAUCCUGCACCAGGAGAAGAAAGGCAAGAUGCACUACCAGAUCGCCGUCAUCAUCAACUUCCUGGGUCACUGCAUCUCCAUGCUGGCGCUGCUGGUGGCCUUCUUCCUCUUCCUGUGUUUAAGGAGCAUCCGCUGCCUGAGGAACAUCAUCCACUGGAACCUCAUCGCCGCCUUCAUCCUCAGGAACACUACAUGGUUUGUGGUGCAGCUCACCAUGAGCCCCGAGGUCCAUGAAAGCAACGUGGUGUGGUGCCGCCUGGUGACGGCUUCCUUCAACUACUUCCACUCCACCAACUUCUUCUGGAUGUUCGGGGAAGGAUGCUACCUGCACACCGCCAUCGUGCUCACUUACUCUACCGACAAGCUACGCAAGUGGAUGUUCAUCUGCAUCGGCUGGUGUAUCCCGUUCCCCAUCAUCGUGGCCUGGGCCAUCGGGAAGCUCUACUAUGACAACGAGAAGUGCUGGUUUGGGAAGCGAGCAGGCGUCUAUACAGACUACAUCUACCAGGGUCCGAUGAUCCUGGUUCUGGUGAUCAACUUCAUCUUCCUGUUCAACAUCGUCCGCAUCCUCAUGACCAAACUGCGAGCGUCCACCACGUCGGAGACCAUCCAGUACAGGAAAGCCGUGAAGGCCACGCUGGUGCUGCUCCCACUUCUGGGAAUCACGUACAUGCUGUUCUUCGUCAAUCCCGGCGAAGACGAGAUCUCGCAGAUCGUCUUCAUUUACUUCAAUUCCUUCUUGGAGUCUUUCCAGGGAUUCUUUGUGUCCGUCUUUUACUGCUUCCUGAACAGUGAGGUGCGCUCUGCCGCCAGGAAGCGGUUCCAUCGCUGGCAGGAACAGCACUCCAUCCGGGCCAGGAUGACCCAGGCCAUGUCCAUCCCCACGUCGCCCUCGCGGGUCAGCUUCCACAGCAUCAAGCAGUCCACCUCGUUAUGAAAACGCUCACACGCACACGGGUGGCACUGACUUUGCUGAAAGACUCGGAAAGGUUUGUGGAUCAAAAGGUGCGACCGAGCUGAGUUUGGAUGUGGAACUUGACCGUGAAUGUACAGCACCGUCAUGUCCGCCAUCUUCCCGCCACGACUGCCGAGGACUCUCACGGGACGCCACUGUUGUCCUCGAUCGGCGUUGCGGAUCCCGUUGUCAGCUUGGUGCAGCAUCGCCUUCAUCGUCAUUCCCGCAAGUUUCGUACCAAAACCAUAUUCCCACCCGGACCGUGCUGGUCAAGCGGCGAUUGGAAGCAGAUGGUGGAAGAAAUGGCGUCGGUGUGGUCGCAGAAUAAAGAUCCAAACGCCAAAGCUAAGCUGCGUGUUAGCAUCUGUUUUUCCACACUCAACUCGCCGCAUACAUCUGAGCUGCGCUGGAGUUCAUUACUUGCGAGCCGCUCGGAUCGUUACAUGUAUUGAUCGGAGCGGCUUUAGCUGCGCCAACGUGCGGCUAGCUAGCGCUCAGCUCGUUAGGGAGCAAACGAGGGUCAAAGAAUUAGCGCCGCUCGGGAGGAUUUUUACUUUGGGAAGUUGAAGACCAUCAUGAUGUGUCGUGUAAAUAUUUUCCUGUAAAUGGACGUGUCAGCAUCUCACCUUCACAUUCCCACCUGCCGUGGCAUCCCGGUCUCCGUGUGUUUUGUUCCCUUGGUGUUCCUGUCUUGUCACGUCACGACUUCACUUGCAAAGCAAAGUGCUUUUUAGCACAUUCUCAUGCACUUCCAGUGAAGAUGUCAAAGUAAGAGUUUUAUUAUUUAUUGUUAUUUAUUUGCAACUAACGAUGCUGAGAAAUAAAGUGUGUUGCUUUAAGGGAUGUGAAGCAAUUGGCUGGCUGAGUGUCUUCUUUAUUUACACAAUCCGAGGCCCACAGCUAGCAUCACACCACCGGCCUCCGGGGCCCCUCCCGAGAUCGGAGUCAGUGUUCGGAGCAUCUUGUCAUCCUUUUAAGCUUUCACUCCUCUUCAUCGAGUCAAUCCAGGGAACAGGGGAACGCUGUCGCUCCCAAAGUGCGUAUGACCUGUACGUGAACCUUGGAGUCCGUUAAGAGGCCCCGGGAGUGGGGACAACCCCUUUUCACAUCGGUCAGGAUGCUUUCCAUGACCAAAUAAAGUACAAACUGCAGGCUAUGAUGCAGUUCGGAUUUUUUACCCCCCCCCCAACAAAUGUGAUGGCUGUAUUUGU
This is a messenger RNA of Doryrhamphus excisus (bluestripe pipefish), 3261 nucleotides long. Lineage: Eukaryota; Metazoa; Chordata; Actinopteri; Syngnathiformes; Syngnathidae. The record is from RefSeq and is a predicted model, not a curated record.